AUGGCCUUAUUAGAAGAAUUAAUUUUCGCGUCCGACCAAUUGGUUGAGUUCCAUGCGGACUUCAAGGACAAACCAAGUGCCACUUUUACGGUUUCUUUAUUAGAAGCGUUUAGCGCUGAAUUAUCCGAUCUAUGGUCCGAAUUUAAACUAGCUUACCGUCAGUUCAUGAGAACAGACGAUGAAGAGUUAAAAAGAACUUCGGUAAAUGAAGUGAAAGCCAAAUAUCGUAGUGCUUCCAAUACGUAUUUCAUAUGCGCAAGCUCCAUUUCUGAUUUUUUAAAGUCUCUUCAAACUAGUGUUUCAGAACUACCUGAAAAAGAUUCUAGUUUAAAUUUCUCUAAAAUUGAAAGCAGUGGACACAAUAUUAAGGUUCCUGCAUGCGAUACUCAAGAAUUUCACGGGAACUAUUUACAGUGGCCAUCAUUCCGCGAUAUGUUUACUGCGGUUUACAUUAAUCACUCUAAACUUAGCGAUGUUCAAAAGUUAUUUCAUUUACGCGCAAAAACCAAAGACCAUGCAUUCGACAUUGUUAAUAAGUUCAAAUCUAGCAAAGAUAUAAAAUCACUCCAAAGUAACAUUAAUGACGCUAUAAUUGCGCUCAAAUCAUACGAAAUCAAUGUCGAUUCCUGGAAUGCGAUCCUAAUUUUUCUGUGUGCCUCUCGACUACCAGAUAAAACACUUAAUCUUUUUGAAAGUUCACUAGUAAAACCCACUGAGGUUCCCACUUGGGAACAAAUGAAUACGUUCCUAUCCAAUCGCUAUCGCGUUCUCGAAAGUGUCUCUGAAAUGAAACAGAUCACUCCGAAACCAAAUAAAACUCCCAGUAGCAAACCUAUUUCACCCAAGGUCAAACCAAUUCAAAAUUUUCACUUAAAAGUCACUCCCUCUUGUCAAGUAUGUUCCGAACAGCACCCUCUACGACUCUGUCCUAUAUUUUUAAAAAUGUCAGUCGAUGAUAGACAUAAAACUGUCCGGAAACAUAAAUUUUGUUUCAAUUGCCUUGCAAUCACUCACAAUGCACAGCAAUGUCAAAGUACAAGCACUUGCCUUCGUUGCAAAGGAAGACAUCAUACUCUGUUACAUUUUGAACGAAAAUUAUCUACAAUUAAUAAUUCUAUUCAUCAAAACACUCCACUUCAUUCAUCUCAGCGUUUUUCACCUUCAUCAUCUCAACUCGAUUCUUCUGCUUCAUCCUCACCUUUAGUUAAACUCGAUCAUCAACAUAACAUACAGUCCACUUCAACUUCAAAUCAUAUCGUCAUGUUUUCAAAAACUUUUCGUCAAGUUUUAUUAGCAACUGCUAUAGUUAAAAUCCAUCACUUUGGAAAUGAUUUUCAUUUACGAGCUUUAAUUGAUCAAGGAUCCGAAGUGUCCUUUAUAACUGAACAUUUUCAAAAACUUAUCGGUCUACCAACCCAAUCUACUCAAGCCCGAAUAUGUGGCAUGGGUACCACUGAAACUGCUUCAUCUUCGAAGCUCUGCACUUUCACUCUUUUCUCUAAUAAUGUCAGAGAUUUUAAAAUUCAAGUUGAAGCUUUAGUUCUUAAAAAGCUGACAAGUAAUUUACCUGCGGUUUCAAUGAAUCUUACUCAAACGGAAAUUCAUUUUGAUUUUCCUUUGGCAGAUCCGCUUUUUUAUCAAAGUUCCAGCAUUGACAUGCUCAUCGGAGCUGACCUUUAUCCUCAUAUAAUCUUGGAAGGUUUGAAAAAGAAUGUUUUGAGUACUAUCAUCGCUCAGAAUACUGUUUUUGGUUGGAUACUUCUGGGGCCUUAUGAAACUGCUCCUGUUGUAUCAACUUUUUCCACUUUCGUCACCCGCAAGAACGAUUUACUAGCAAAAGUAGAUCAAAAAAUUGAAAGAUUUUGGAAACUUGAGGAGUUACCUCAUACUCCUAUACUCACUCCAUCCGAUCAACUAUGCGAAGAUUUAUAUCGCGAUACAACUUAUCGAGAUCCAUUAACGGGUCGAUUUGUCGUUAGACUCCCUUUUAAAAACCCUCCGCAAGAAUCAUUUUUGGGUGUCUCGCGUUUCAACGCAAUGCAACAAUAUAUCCGCAAUGAAAAAUCAAUGUUGGCUAAACCUGCUCUCAAAGGAGAAUACGAAAAGGUUUUAGCAGAAUAUAUCUCUUUAAAUCACAUGACACCCACUUCAUCCUAUGAAUUAUUUGAUCAAGAUAAUGUUCAAUCUUUUUAUCUUCCACAUCACGCCGUUUUAAAACCUCAAAGCACCACUACCAAAUUGCGGGUAGUAUUUAAUGCCUCAAGCCACUCUUCUAAUGGCCAUUUUUUACGAGGUGGCCCUUUGUUAAGUCCUCCAGAACCCUGUGAAGCUCAAAAAGACAUAAGUUUAAUACGUAGGUGGAAUACACUUAAAGCCAUACAUCAUCAAUUCAGUAUACGCUGGAAAGAAGAGUACUUAAAAGAGUUAAUCAAACGUUAUAAAUGGAAAUAUCCGCAAAGAGACAUGGAAGUCGGGGAUCUAGUUGUUCUUAGAGAUGAACAAUUACCUCCUAAUGAGUGGCGACUUGGAAGAGUCCUUGAAGUCCACCGUGGACCCGAUAAUAGAGUCCGCGUUGUCGACGUCAAGACUCAGAAAGGAGUUGUCAGGCGUUCUAUCGUCAAGUUAUGCAUUCUACCUUCGGAUUGA
Molecule: messenger RNA, 2646 nt
Organism: Episyrphus balteatus (marmalade hoverfly)
Lineage: Eukaryota; Metazoa; Arthropoda; Insecta; Diptera; Syrphidae
Exons: 3
Coding region: 1-2646 (881 amino acids)
Source: RefSeq, a predicted model, not a curated record